Messenger RNA from Panonychus citri (citrus red mite), 2006 nucleotides. RefSeq names its product peroxisomal N(1)-acetyl-spermine/spermidine oxidase-like. Gene Ontology annotation, molecular function: polyamine oxidase activity. NCBI's taxonomy places the organism in Eukaryota, Metazoa, Arthropoda, Arachnida, Trombidiformes, Tetranychidae. The transcript has a single exon. The record is from RefSeq and is a predicted model, not a curated record. The coding region runs from base 335 to 1867 and encodes 510 amino acids.
GUCUAAUGGUUUCUGUUGUGAUACAACUGAUUGUUUCGUUUGCCGAUUGUAAUUAAUUUUAGGACCAAAUGAUUAAUUGUACAGUUUUAAUUGUUAGACUUUUAAGAAUCAAGUCUUUCUUUUUAAAUUAUCAAUCACUCUCCCUACUUACACUUGAGUGUUUAUGUAACUAUGACUCCAUCAGCUGAUAAGGAACUGAACUUGUUUAUGUUUUCACCCAAAGGAAUUGUCACUUAUUCAUGACUAAUUAAUUGUUAACCUUUUAAAUUUUUGUAAAUUUUUGUUUGUUUUCUUGUUUCAUUGAGAAUCAAUUUUCCUUAUCAAUAUCAUCAAAAUGAUUGAAGAAAACGAGUCUGAAAAUUGUGAUAUAAUAAUAAUAGGCGCUGGUAUUUCCGGUGUUUCUUGUGCCUACCAUUUGAUUGUUGAAUCAAAUUACAAGGGAAAGGUGAUUAUACUGGAGGGACGUAAUCGAGUCGGUGGACGAAUCGUUGGUGAAACAAUUGGUGGUAAAAAUAUUGAAUUAGGAGCCAAUUGGAUCCACGGGAUAAUCAACAAUCCAAUUUACAAUCUUGCAGUUCGGUAUAAACUGAUUGAUCCUUUGGACAUUAAUGGAUUGUCUUGUAAAGAUGAAUUCACACGAAUGGGUGGCCUCACAUCGGCCGGUGACCCGGUACCUUACAAGACAAUUGUUUCCGUUUACAAGUUGUACUUCGCCAUGUUGAAGAAAUGUGAAAACGUUUACGUUGGAAUCAAAAAGGGAAACGUUUUCCAAGAAGAGACAACCAAUGAUUCUGUUGGUAAAUGGUUGAAGAAAGAGAUUGAUAAAUAUUUGGAUACUCUUAAUGAACAAGAUAGAAUUUUAAUCUCUUCCAUUUUCGCCAAUUUCAUGGCUCGAGAAACGUGUAUUUCGGGCUGCCAUUCAAUGGAUCAAGUGUCUCUACCUUAUUUCGGUGCCUAUGAAGAGCUGCCUGGAGGCAAUGUCACAAUACCUGGAGGUUAUGGUCAGUUGAUUGAUUGUUUACUUGACGAGAUUCAGUUUAAAUUACAACGAGAUUCGAGACCAGAAAAAUUUCAACUUAUUCUUAAUCAUUCGGUUACUAAUAUUCAUUGGCCUGGAAUUGGUUCUACUUCGAGCCAAUCAACUCGUGUAACGACCAGUACGGGGAAAAUAUAUUCCUGUGCCCAUGUUGUCAGUACAAUUCCUUUGGGAGUCCUUAAAGUGACCCAUGUCGACCUCUUUGAUCCACCUUUACCUCAGUACAAAUCUGAAUGUAUCCAACGAAUGGGCUUUGGAAUAGUUGAUAAAGUUUUCAUCGAAUUCAAUGAAUCAUUAAGCCCAAAGUUUAUCGAUCCAACGUUAACUGAGAUUCUAACAUUUUGGUUACCUCAAGACCUUCAAUCAGUUGGUUGGGCUUCGAAAAUAUAUUCAAUCGCUAAGGUUAGUGAUCGAUGUCUUUUGGUCUGGUUAUCGGGAGAGGAAGCGAUCGCCGUUGAAACCGAACAAGUGACCAAAGUCAAAACUCAUCUGGUUCAACUUAUUAGAAAGAUAUUGAAAGCACCCGAUCUUCCAGAUCCAAUUAACUUAAUUGUUACUCAAUGGAAACGAGAUCCUUUCUCUCAAGGAUCUUAUUCUUACAUAGCCUCAGAAUCUUCUGUCCAUGAUAUUGAAAACUUUGCACAACCAAUUUACUCGAAUCCAGGUCAAGAGAAACCCGAUCUUCUAUUCGCUGGUGAGGCUUGUCAUCCCUCUUUCUUCUCAACGGUUCAUGGGGCUUUUCUAACAGGAAGAAAAGCAGCUCUCUAUCUGAUCGAUUCCGAGGUCAACAACUCGACCUCAGAAUCUUCAAAGAAAUUAAGUAAUCUUUGAUUUCUCUCAAUGGAAAAUCAAAGAGAAAAAAGUUUCCAUUCAAAUCGGAUUGUUUUUUGUUUCAAUUCGUUGAAAAAAAAAAUUGUAAUAGAUUUUAGCUCAAUUCUAUGCAAUUAAACUGCUGAUUGCACCAAGCAAA